UCUUAAUGUUACAUCCGUUAAACUUUCAAAUUUGUGUGUGAGCGUACGUUGUUCAAGGAAGGUUUUCCAAAAUAUAUAGUAGUAUUUUAUAGUGCUUAGUGGUGAAUUGCCUCAGGAAUUUGUGACAUUUUUAAGUAAAUCAAAAUGUCUCACAAGAUGUAUUAUUCGGAUAAAUACUACGAUGAUAAAUAUGAAUAUAGACAUGUAGUACUGCCAAAAGAAAUGGUUAAAUCAGUUCCAACUACUCAUCUCCUUUCCGAACAGGAAUGGAGAGCUAUGGGUGUUCAACAGAGUCAAGGUUGGGUUCAUUACAUGAUUCAUAAACCAGAACCGCAUAUUUUACUCUUUAAAAGAAAAAUAACAUCUCCACCACCAGAGAAUUAAUUAUAUUGACUCCACUGUAACAAUUUGUAAAUACUGUUUCAGAUCAUUGUUAAUAUUCAUGAAACAAUUCAACUACAAAACAAACUCUCAUUAAUUGCUAAAAUCAAUAUUAAUAUGAUGGUCAAAUUCACAUAUAUUCAUAUUUAAAAAUUUACUACUUUUAAGAAAAAAAAUAAUUUUGAUCUUUCUAAAUUAAAUUUAUGGUAAUAAUAAUAAUAAUAAUAAUAAUAAUAACAACAACAACAACAAUAAUAAUAUAAUAAUAAUAAUAAUAAUAAUAAUAAUAAUAAUAAUAAUAUGAUUCAUUAUCUUAAUGUUUCUCUUUAAUAUAUCAUUCCAAAAAUAACAGAAGUGUUCUGUACAUAUGUCUAUAGAAUCCUUUAGUUCUUAAUAACAGUUUAAAUAGUACUUAUAUUUUGGAUUUAUCAUAACAUUUUAUGGUAUUUUGUUUAAUACAACUAAAAAAAAACAUGAGAGUAUUUUGAUUUUUUCUGAAAAUCAUAACUCUAAGAUAGAAUCAAUUAUUCUAUCAUGAAAUUGAGAAUGAAGAAAAUUAUCAUAUUUUUGUAAUUGAAGUGCCUUGCAUAGAUGUGGUAAUUAAUGAAGUACUUUAGUAUUAUAUACUUAGGAUAAUCAUUUCUUAUGUUUAACAAGAAUAAUAUAAAAAAAGUGUUUUAAGUUUUUAAGUUCAUUUAUUACAUAAAUAUUAAUUUGAAAUUUGAAUAUUAGUAAUUAAAUAUUAAAUUCUGUGUUGUAGUAUCUUGCCAUACAAUUUUUUAUAUCAUUCAGAAUUAUAUAAUGCAUUUAUAUUACAUAUAAUAUUUUUCGAAAUCAGCUCUCUACUCAUAUUGCUUGCAACAUUAUUUUAUUAGUAUUUUUCAAGAAUAAUUUUUAUGACUAAGUAUUACAUGACUCACUUAUUUUUAAUAAAUAAUAUCUGUAUUGUCUGUUCUUAAAUAAAUAUUUGUAAUUAAUAUGUUUGUAUUUUUUGUUUCUUACAAUUAUUUUAAAAAAAUAACAAAUGUAAAAUAUAAGUGAAGAUACAUUAAUAAAAAUUACGUUGUAUUUCUUCAUUUAUAUUCUUGAAUGACAAAAAAAUAAAACAAAUUUAGCCGAAUAUUCGAGAAUGGAGGGGCAAAAUGAUUAAAACAAUCACGUGACUGACCUCAAUCUAAUUAUACAAACAUCGUCCCUAGCGGUCAAGUAAUUCUCACACUAAUUUUUGUAAAUUGUACAUUAAUUAAAUCAUUUAUGGCCUGACA
Apis mellifera (honey bee) is the source of this 1646-nucleotide messenger RNA. It is a transcript of the gene Cks30A, whose product is annotated as cyclin-dependent kinases regulatory subunit. Gene Ontology annotation, molecular function: histone binding; ubiquitin binding; cyclin-dependent protein serine/threonine kinase activator activity. The transcript has 3 exons. Gene Ontology annotation, biological process: regulation of mitotic cell cycle. The record is from RefSeq and is a predicted model, not a curated record. Gene Ontology annotation, cellular component: cyclin-dependent protein kinase holoenzyme complex; SCF ubiquitin ligase complex. The coding region runs from base 145 to 384 and encodes 79 amino acids. NCBI's taxonomy places the organism in Eukaryota, Metazoa, Arthropoda, Insecta, Hymenoptera, Apidae.